Molecule: messenger RNA, 1213 nt
Organism: Pristis pectinata (smalltooth sawfish)
Lineage: Eukaryota; Metazoa; Chordata; Chondrichthyes; Rhinopristiformes; Pristidae
Product: sorbitol dehydrogenase-like
Exons: 9
Coding region: 1-1146 (381 amino acids)
Biological process (GO): D-sorbitol catabolic process
Molecular function (GO): L-iditol 2-dehydrogenase (NAD+) activity
Source: RefSeq, a predicted model, not a curated record
AUGUCGCAGCAAGAGAACUUGGCUUUGGUCGUAGCCUGUGGAGAGCUGAAAGUGGAAAAGCGUCCAGUUCCAGAGCUUUGCCCUGGUGAUGUUCUGCUGAAGAUUAAUUCUGUAGGGAUCUGCGGUAUCGACAUCCAUUUCUGGCAAGAAGGAAAAAUUGGAGAUUUUGUCCUCAAGAAACCCAUGGUUCUUGGGCAUGAAGCCUCAGGGACUGUGGUUAAAGUAUCCUGUGGUGUGACCCAUCUGAAAGCAGGUGACAAGGUAUCCAUUGAGCCAGGUGUCCCCAGGGAGAAUGAUGAUUACGUUAGAAUUGGACGUUACAACCUGUCCCCAACAAGCUUCACAAGUGGUCUUCCUCCUGAUGAUGGGGCCAUGUGUCGAUUUUAUGCCCACAAAGCCAACUACUGCUACAAACUCCCUGAAUGUGUGAGCUUAGAAGAAGGUGCUUUAGUUGAGCCUCUCUGUGUCGCACUUCACGCCUGUCACAGAGGACGAGUGAAAGUUGGUCAUAAGGUUUUCAUCUGUGGAGCUGGACCAGUUGGCCUGUUGACUCUGCUUGCUUGCAAGGCCAUAGGAGUGACUCUGACUGUAGUUUGCGAUUUGUGUCAGGACCGAUUGGAAAAGGCAAAAUGCUUGGGGGCAACCAUUGUCUUGAAAGUCGAUAAGUGCACGUGUCCCAUGGAAUUGGCCCAGAAAGUGAAGACCUCUCUCUGUGCCAUGCCAGACGUGUGCAUCGAUUGCACUGGGGCUGAUACCUGUAUCCAGGCUGGUGUCUAUGCUGUCAAACCUGGCGGAAUUGUUGUAUUGGUUGGCUUGGGAACAAACACGUCCAAUGUUCCCGUAUUACAUGCAACAGUCAGAGAGGUGGAUAUCCGUGGCAGCUUUAAAUAUACAAACACAUGGCCAACUGCAAUCGCCCUGAUAGCUUCAAAGAAGGUGGAUGUAAAACCCCUAAUCACACAUCGUUUCCCACUGGAACAGGCCCCAGAAGCAUUUGAGGUCGUAAAGAAAGGUGCCGGGAUCAAAGUCCUUGUGAACUGUGAACAGCAGCAGCAACAACAGUGCCCAUCACUCUGCCCACAGCAGUGCCAACAACAACAAAACCAAUGUCAAACAAAGCAGUGCCCCCAGCACAGCUUCUUCUGAGAGUGGUUUUUAUGCAUUUACAGUCUUCACCACUGUAUAAGUUACCUUUCAGAUCAGGACUUGAACA